AUGUCGGAGCUCAAGGAGAAAACAGUCGUUCAUGUCCGCGUUGACAGCGGCGUGAGCAUCAGCAGCCGCCCUAACACCGCUCCUGGCCCGAUCAACUCUUUCACCGCCAAGGAGUUCGCCGACUACGAGAAGCGCCUUUCCCAGGAGAGCAUCGUCAAGCCUCUCGAGGCUUACCUUACCCGUCAGUCUCACGAGGAUGAUCCGCCCCGCCCGAAGACUAUGCCGGCCUAUGUCCGCGACAGCUUUGGUUCAAAGGAUUUCGCCGAUUACGAGAGGCGCCUCAAUGCCGUCUCCCACGAGAAGGCGUCUGCCAUGGAGGCCGGCAUGGUCAAGGAGUCCGGUAUCACUGAGGAGCUGAACAAUGCCGUUACCCUCCCGGACAAGCGCUAUCCCAAGGUUCUCCGCAACCUCCGCCACAAGAUCUUGAGUGUCUACCGUCGUAUCUCUACACUCAUCAUCAUUGGAAACCUCAUCGCUUUGAUCUACCUGGUCUCUACAGCUGGAUCCCCUCUGGCCAUCAACGCUAGCGAUCUUGCAACCGCGACUGCUGUCAAUGUCUUCGGCACCAUCGCUAUCCGCCAGGAGUUGGUCGUCAACGCUCUGUACUCCAUCUGCCUGUCGACGCCGCUGUCCACUCCGCUUCGUGUCCGCCGUCUCCUGGCCAAGGUCUAUGAGAAUGGCGGCUUCCACAGUGGUACUGCCUACGCCGGCACUGCCUGGUUCACCCUUCUCUGUGCCACGGUCACUCGCCUCUACAUCCACAACGGACUGGCUGCCAACCCCAUUGCGCUGGUUGCAAUGGCCUAUGUCACCUUGACCGUCCUCGUGGUUAUCCUGGUGUUCGCUUACCCCUACGUGCGCAUGCACUGGCACAACUCCUUCGAGUUCUCGCACCGCUUCCUCGGUUGGCUCGCAGUCGGCUGCCUGUGGGCCUUGAUCAUGCUCGUCAUCGCCAACAAGCAGGCUGCUACCGGUGUUGCCUUUGGUACCGCCCUGAUCACCGAGCCUGCCUUCUGGUUCCUCAUCGCCAUCACCGCCAUGAUCAUCAGCCCGUGGCUCCUGCUCCGCAAGGUGCGCUUCACCACCGAGGACCUGUCUGACCACGCGAUGCGCCUCAACUACAACGAGAAGCUCGCUCCCUUCCGCGGCGUCGCCAUCGCCGAGACGCCCCUCGGCCAGUACCACUCCUUCGCCACCUUCCCCAACCCUGACUCCGAGGCCCCCCACGGCCAGUCGAUCAUCGUGUCCAAGGCCGGCGACUGGACCGCCGCGCAAGUCGCGGACAAGAGGAAUGAGCGCGAGUACUGGCUCCGCGGCAUCCCGAAGACGGGCGUGCUGGGCAUGUGCUUGAUCUUCCGCCGCGUUGUCAUCGUCACGACGGGCUCGGGCAUCGGUCCUUGCCUCGCCUUCCUGAACCUUCCUGAGAACCUUCGUCGCCCUUGCCGCGUCAUCUGGAGCUCGCCUCGUCCCGCGGCCAUCUACGGCCAGGAGAUCUGCAACUCGGUCAAGCGCUGCGACCCGGAUGCGCUCAUCUGGGACACCCGCGCCAUGGGCCGCCCCAACAUGCCCCAACUUACCUACAACAUGUUCCGCGAGAGCGGCGCUGAGGCUGUGUUCGUCAUCAGCAACCCCAAGCUUACCAAGAUGCUUGUCUACGCCAUGGAGAGCCGUGGUGUUCCGGCCUUUGGCCCUAUCUGGGACUCUUAA
Lasiodiplodia theobromae is the source of this 1707-nucleotide messenger RNA. Its product is annotated as AMP-dependent synthetase/ligase. The record is from RefSeq and is a predicted model, not a curated record. The coding region runs from base 1 to 1707 and encodes 568 amino acids. Lineage: Eukaryota; Fungi; Ascomycota; Dothideomycetes; Botryosphaeriales; Botryosphaeriaceae. The transcript has a single exon.